CAUAAAACCUAUAAAUUUCAUGUGUUAGAUGUCAAAUAUUAAAACAAUUUUGGGUUGAUUGUUGAUUUUAAUGGUAAUUGGUAAUAAAGAGCUCAACUCUUGUUAGGAACUUUCAAAAAUGGAUAUAAUUAAAUGCAAGUCUGAGUUUGAGGAAAAUGAUACGUUUUGCAAUAACAUUCCAGCUGAUAGCAAGACUAAAAUUAAAGAAGAAUCGAUUGAUCCGGAUGAAUAUGAAAUGUCUAGGAAUAGUUUCAAUGGAACAGACUGCAAGCACCACAUAUUGCUUCAUAAAGAUCUUCAACAAAAUGAUAAGUAUGAUGCAGAGGUUGAACUUGUGGAGAAUACUGAACAGAACCAAGAUUUUUCUGUAUCAGAUCUGAUUAAGCCAGAAAUUAAAAUCAAAGAUGAAGAUGCAUCGGAUGUGCCUGAAUAUUUUUCUGUGGAAACGGAUCUUUGUGAAGGCGAGAAUUUCCAAGUCAAAGAUGAAGAUGUGUUAGAUAGGCCCGAAUAUUUUUCUGUGGAAAUGGUUCUUGGUGAUGGUGAGAUUCACAAAGUCAAAACGAAAGAAGAAGUAGAGCCAGCUGACGACAAAGGCAGCCUAAAAUUGCAUUUGCCGUCUCAGGAUAAAGUGAAAAUUAAGAAAGAUCCUGGAGCGAAAGAAGAUAGAGACUUGGAAAUUCACAAAAGAAUUCAUACUGGGGAGAAACUAUUCCCAUGUAAAUUUUGUCACAAGUCUUUCACUACCAGAGGUGUUAUGAGAAGACAUGAAAAAACUCAUAGUGGGAACAAACCUUUCUCCUGUAAAUUUUGCCAAAAAUCUUUCAGUCGCAGUAGUAUCCUGAGAUUCCAUGAAAUGACUCAUACCGGGGAAAAACCUUUUUCAUGUAAAUUCUGCCAAAAGCCUUUCACUCAUAAACAUUCCAUGAAACACCAUGAAAUGACUCAUACGGGAGAAAAGCCUUUUUCAUGUAAAUUUUGCCAAAAAUCGUUCCCUUCCAGAAAUACCGUGAGACGUCAUGAAUUGACACACACCGAUGAAAACCCUUUUUCAUGUAAAAUUUGCCAAAAACCUUUUACUUGCAGUAGUGCUAUGAAACUCCAUGAAAUGACUCAUGCCAGAGAAAAACCAUUUUUAUGUAAAUUUUGUCAAAAAUCCUUCACUCGUAAAAAUGCCUUGAUAAACCAUGAAAUGGCUCAUACAGGAGAAAAACCUUUUUCAUGUAGAUAUUGCGAAAAAUCUUUUAUUCACAGCACUCACAGGAGGGUGCAUGAAAUGAGUCAUACCGAUGAAAAACCUUUUUCAUGUAAAUUUUGCCAGAAAUCUUUCAUUCGCAGCAAUGACUUGAGACACCAUGAAAUGACUCAUACUGGGGAAAAACCUUUUUCAUGUAAAUUUUGCCAAAAAACUUUCAUUCGCAGUACUGACAUGAGAUUACAUGAAAUGACUCAUGCCGAGGAAAAACCUUUUUCGUGUAAAUUUUGUCAAAAAUCAUUCACCCGCGUCCAUUCCAUGAGACGUCAUGAAAUGACACAUUCGAAUGAUAAACCAAUGUAAAUUCGUACCCUCAGAUUUAUAAUAUAACAUUUUUUAUGUAAAUUUUGCUGAAAAUGUUUCACUCAUAAAAAUGCCAUGAGAGUCCGUGACAUGAGUCACAUCAGGAAAAAACCUUUUUUAUCUGAAUUUGGUAAAAAUCUUUCAGUUACACUACAAGAGUCCAUGAAAUAAUUCAUUCUGAUUGCGUUCCCUUACAAUCACAACCUAAAACGUUCUGAAAGAAUUCAUAUUCUAUCUGUAGGGAAAUUCGCAACAAAUGGUUUUGCUGAGAAUUGAAAUUUUAAAGUACGAGAAAGAAUAUUCGUGAUGAGGUCAUUGGAACUUUCUGGAAAAAUAGGUGCUGGAAAUGAGUCAUUUCAUGUCAAAUUUGAAAGGCCAUUAAAACUUCAUACUGGUGAUUUUUUUUAACUACGAAUAUGAAUUUAAAAUGUAAUGAAGAAACUGAAAGAUCAUAGUAUUACUAAUUCUGCAAAAAAAAAUCUAUUGAAAGUAAUGAUCUGAAAGUUCAUGAAAUAACCCAUUCAGUAGAAAGAUCCAGAUAAUUGUAAAGUUGGCACAAAAUCUUAAUUUGUUCUGUACUUUUACAUGGAUAAUAAAUAUUUUACCAUUUUCAAA
Messenger RNA from Leptinotarsa decemlineata (Colorado potato beetle), 2170 nucleotides. RefSeq lists its product as uncharacterized. The record is from RefSeq and is a predicted model, not a curated record. Gene Ontology annotation, biological process: regulation of gene expression. NCBI's taxonomy places the organism in Eukaryota, Metazoa, Arthropoda, Insecta, Coleoptera, Chrysomelidae. Gene Ontology annotation, cellular component: nucleus.